AACGUGUCGCGCUGCCGUUCUGCGCUGUCCCGGUCCACUCCUCAAACCCCAAGCACCGGUGGCCGGUUGAUCCUCUUGCAUAUUCUGAAACCUCCGCCUUUCUCUCUGCUAGAUAAAGAGGUGAAAGUGGCGAGUCUAGGUAGAGAGAGGACUAGGAGGGCCAAGUGCGGCGAUGGGAAGUGGAAAUUAUUAGCCGUGAAGCAUGUGGGCCAAGUCGAGUUCGGUUAUCGGGUUGCACCAGACACGCCACUCAAAAAUAAAUAUAUCAGCCAUUUCUAUUGA
Messenger RNA from Acaulospora colombiana, 282 nucleotides. The record is from the annotation of a GenBank genome assembly. NCBI's taxonomy places the organism in Eukaryota, Fungi, Glomeromycota, Glomeromycetes, Diversisporales, Acaulosporaceae.